UAUACGAAGAAUAUUCCUAAAAUUCCAAUAAUGGAAUUGGAACUAACAAGAGUUGAUUAUUUGGAUGUUGGGGUAAUAAUCCCGCAUUGCAUGAAGCUAAUUCCGGCUGAGAUGCCUAAAUAUCAGCAAAAAUUAAUCAUUGGUGACCAAGAGGGGGUGAUUCAGUUAAUUUCAUCCAAGAAAGAUGAAAUUCAGGUGCAUUUCAAGACACUUCCGGGUCCAAAAGUAACUUCCGUGCAACUUGGUGGGGCUCCUGGGACGUUGGCUGAUAAGAUGUUCGUUGCAAUGGAGAAUAAGGUACAUGGAUUCAGCAAGAAAGGCAAAAUGUUCCUCUCAUUUGAUACGAAUCUCACUGAGAGUAUCAAAUCGAUGUUCGUGAGUGGAGCUGAUCUCCUUGUUUGUGGGAAUCACGUGUACAACCACUACAGGGAUUGCAAGGAUGUUGGAAGUUAUCUCUGUGGGGAUACGAUCGUUGAUGUUGUUGCACUCUGCCCCAAUAAUAGCAACAGGAUAAUCACAAUACUGGCGUGCUCUGGAAGAGUCCUUAGAAUCCUUGAGCAUUGUCGCGUACGACAAACCAUUGAACUCAAUAGUGUCCCAACAAUUAUGCAUGUUCCCAAAGGAUUGGGGGAUAAAUUGAUCUGCGGAUUCUCCGAUGGGAAGGUCAUCCUGUAUAAAAUUGGUCACUUCAGCAUGGAAGUUUCCGAGGAAGUUUUAGUGGAUGAUGCUGAGCAUAGCAGUGCCGUGUCUUGCAUUAACACCUUCGAUUUGACUGGAGAUGGAAAGGAAGAGCUGAUUCUGGGACGAAGAGAUGGAACCCUUCAGAUUUAUUCAAUGAAAUCCGAAGAUAAUGAGAUUGAUUUGGAAUCCAGGCAGCUCUUUAUUGAGAAUUACAAUGAGAGCAUUUCAAGCGUUCAGGGUGGAACCUUUGCUGCUGUUGGGUAUGCAGAAGUAGUUGUUUGCACGUACACAGGGCGAAUCUUUGGGCUGACAACACAAUGCGUGGCCAGGAGUAUCAGUGAUAAUCAAAACAGUGGCACAAUGAACUUCCCCAAUGAUACAAAUCUCCGAAUAGCCAGGCUGAGAUCUGAGAUUGCCGAGCUGGAAUCUCGAGUAGCUCGUGAACGAGAGAAAUACCAACAAUCAACGCAAGCAAUGUCUUCUGGACUCUCUGCCAUUCCCAUGCUCAACGUGAAUGAUUCUAUGGUUCUCUGCCGUGAAGAUGCGUCGUAUGAUCUCUCAAUAGAAAUUCCAGCAUCCAUUGAAUACAUUCUGCUGCAGAGCGACGUUCCCCUUGAAUUGCUGGACGUUGAAAAGAACACCGCAGUUGUCAGCUUCAGUGAAUGCAACCCAUUGAGUGGGAACUGCCUCCUGGCCACUUAUCGAUGUCAACUCAACACAAGUCGCGUAGAUCUCAAGAUCCGUACAAUUGAGGGACAGCAUGGUACCCUUCAGGCCUUCAUAACUCCUGUGCUCCAGCCAAAAUGCAGCCAAUUGCGAGAGUAUCCCAUAAAGCCACUCUCCCUGCACGUUCGCACCCACAAAUUCGACGAAACACGUCCCUACAGCAGCCUCACGCUCCGUGGAGCAUUUAGUUUGUCAGAGAUGCACAGCUGGAUCAGCCACUGUGUCCCAGAGAUUCCUGAAAAGCUCUCUUCCGGAGACACUUCGGUGCUGACAUUUGAGAAUGUCCUCAUAGGAUCACUGCUGAGGUGUGAGUACAAGAAAGGUGAGGCAGAAUUCCGGAGUGACAACAUCUCAACCAUUUCCAUCAUCAAGGAUGUCCUCACGCGAGAGAUCACGAAGAAGCGCAUAAAGCUGGAGAUUUCCACGGACAUGAAUCCAAAUUGCAUUGGACACAUCCUGAAACUCAUUGAGCCUGUCCUUGUGCGUCACAUCAAAAUGUCUCGAGAUCACAAACUCUUUCAGGCUCUUCUUGAACUUGACAUCCGCGGGGAGGAUGAUCUUGGGGUUCUCUGCAAGGAAUGGCGUGAGAUCUACAUGAAUCAGAAGGAGAUCACACAGAGCGUGGGGAAGGAUCGUGUUCUCGUUGAUCGUUUUCAUGGCUUCCUCACGGAUCUCUUCAUUGAUUGGAACAAAUUUCGUGGCAGCAAUGUGAAGAGCAAACUGCAGCAGUUUGUUCAGCUUCUCGAGAAUUACGAUCAUGAAGCUGUUCUACAGUUCUUUGGUGUAAGGAAUGAAUCAGGAUGAAUAAAGAACAAUUUUUUGUGGGGGUUACAA
Molecule: messenger RNA, 2241 nt
Organism: Lutzomyia longipalpis
Lineage: Eukaryota; Metazoa; Arthropoda; Insecta; Diptera; Psychodidae
Product: Bardet-Biedl syndrome 7 protein homolog
Exons: 8
Coding region: 31-2211 (726 amino acids)
Biological process (GO): cilium assembly; intracellular protein localization; intracellular transport
Cellular component (GO): neuron projection; axoneme; ciliary basal body
Molecular function (GO): protein binding
Source: RefSeq, a predicted model, not a curated record